This is a messenger RNA of Vidua macroura (Pin-tailed whydah), 2872 nucleotides long. RefSeq names its product hemojuvelin BMP co-receptor (gene HJV). Gene Ontology annotation, cellular component: plasma membrane. Gene Ontology annotation, biological process: BMP signaling pathway. Lineage: Eukaryota; Metazoa; Chordata; Aves; Passeriformes; Viduidae. Gene Ontology annotation, molecular function: coreceptor activity. The record is from RefSeq and is a predicted model, not a curated record. The transcript has 4 exons. Bases 226 to 1584 code for a protein of 452 amino acids.
CGAUUUCAACCCCCGCCUCUGCCCCGCAGGGGAAAGGACAGAGCAAAGGUGGCCAGGGACGAGGAGCCACGGGGGGCUCCACUCCCUGGCCCCCCGGAUUUUGGGAGCCCAGAUUUUAUCCGGCUUCAGGACCAUGGAGGAGCCCAGAGGGGCUGGAAUUUCCCUGGGUCAUGCCACGGGUCUCUGUGGCUGUCACUUGGGGCAGAGUUUGUGACGAGGACGCCCAUGUGUCCCGCAGGGAAGGAGCUCCCAGCGCUGGGAGCCAGAUCGUUUCCUCAGGAGGCUGACACAGGGGAGCUGCCGAGUGAAGCCGGGAGCUGCUGGUGGGUGAGAGACCCCCCAGGCUCCGCAUGGAUGGGAAUGGGCAGAGCUGCCCACAGUAGGAGCCCAGGGCAGCUGGAAAACUCCGGCCUCUUCCUCCGAGCUCUCCUGCUCCUCUUCCUCUGCAGGCAUGUCUCUUCCCAGUGCAAGAUCCUCCGCUGCAACUCGGACUACGUGGCGGCCACGCUGCACCUGCGCGGCCCCGACCGCGGCGCCGCGUUCUGCACCGCGCUGCGCUCCUACUCCCUGUGCACCCGGCGCACCGCCCGCACCUGCCGCGGCGACCUGGCCUUCCACUCGGCCGUGCACGGCAUCGAGGACCUCAUGAUCCAGAACAACUGCUCCAAGGAAGGGCCGACGGCCCCGCCACGGCCCCGGCCCCCGGCCCCCAACCCGCACGGCUUCGAGUCGCUCGAUAUCUGCGAUUACGAGCGGAGUUUCCUCUACAAGCACGGCCGCCCCCCCGGUUUCCAGCACUGUGCUGCCUUUGGGGACCCCCACAUCCGAACCUUCCACGAUGACUUCCACACGUGCCGGGUGGAGGGCUCCUGGCCGCUCUUGGACAACGACUACCUGUUCGUGCAAGCCACCAGUUCGCCGGUGGCCAAGGGGUCCAACGCAACAGUCACCAGCAAGCUGACCAUCAUCUUCAAGAACAUGAAGGAGUGCAUCGACCAGAAGGUCUACCAGGCCGAGCUGGACAACGUCCCUGCAGCCUUCCAGGACGGCUCCGUCAACGGGGGCGCGCGCCCGGGCGGGAGCAGCCUGGCCAUCUGGGAGCGCAGCCCCGGCCGGCACGUGGAGAUCCGCGCCGACUACAUCGGCACCACCAUCGCCGUGCGCCAGGCCGGCCGCCAGCUCUCCUUCUCCAUCCGUGCUGCCGAGGAGGUGGCCCGGGCCUUCACGGAGGAGCAGGACCUGCAGCUGUGCGUGGGCGGUUGCCCCCGCAGCCAGCGCAUGUCCCGCAGCCCCCGCGGGCGCGGCCGCGUCCCCGCGGAGACGGCGCGGGCGCUCUGCCGGGAGAUGCUGCCCGUGGAGGAUGUCUACUUCCAGUCGUGCGUCUUCGACGUGGUCACCUCGGGGGACACCAACUUCACCAUGGCAGCGCACGGGGCGCUGGAGGAUGCCCGGCUCUUCCUGCCCGAUGCUGAGAAGCUCCACAUCUUCCAAGCUGGAGGAGGCGUCCCGCUCACCUCUCCGUCGUUUCUCCUCCUCCUCUUCCUCCUCCCCUGUGGACUUUGGGCUGUUUUGUUGCACUUUUAACCCCUGCCUGCUGCACAGGGAACCCGUGAGAGCUGCUGGCUCCAAGCUGCAGCCAGGAGAGAUUGCUCACCUCGAAGGAGGUGUCCCAGAGACUCAAGAGAGGGAAGGGAUGAACCCUUGGUUUGCACCCACUGGUCUCACAUGGAUGGUGCAGCUGCUCCCAGCUCCUCUCCUGAAGGCAGAUCCAAAAUUUUCUGUUCCAUUCUGAAAUGUUCCUUUUCCCUUAAGGAUGUGACAUUGCAGUGCAUCAAAGAAAUAUAAACCCCCUGGGUUAGAAAGUCCCUCUGUCCCUCAGAGCCUUUCCAUAACUCACUUGCCACCUUUCCCCCCGUGUUAAUCCAGCAAAAUUCCACUCAGGAACCCUACAGAUCCAGAAACAACAGACUCAAAGCCCACAGCCCAAUUUUCAGCAGUUAAAAAAGUGGCGCUUUUUAUGGAUUUGGGACCCUUCACUCAGCAGAGCAAGGCCACAAAUCGGUUUGGGGAGUGUUGUGACCAAGAGGGAGACUUUCGAGUAGAAAUCAGCCGGUUUUGUCCAUGUGCUCCUUUUCCAGGAUAAAUAACAAGUGGAUCUCCAGCAGUGGGAGCUGUGGAGCCUGAGACCUCCGAUAUCCCAGGCCACUGUUGCUAUUUUUCCUUGUUUUCUUGGCACCUGUUGUGGACUCAAUUUAGCCGGGUCUGGACUUGGGACCGGUGUCGGGUUUUAGGGAGGACAAAACACCCCUUGGGAAUUCUCUCCCCUUGGGCCCAGAUUCUCUGUCACUGCUCAAAUCCAACCCAAACUGGAGCUUUCGCUUGGAAAACAGAAUUCCUGAUGGCAAAGAGCCAGCUGGGCACACGGAGGGGCAGGGUAUGGCCCCGUGGAAGGUGCAGAACUGCAGAGGGGAGGGCAAAUUUCACAUAAUUCAGAGGAUUUCAGUAAAGCAGAUGGAGCUCUACAGGAGAAAUCGUUUCCUUAGGGAAGACUUUAUUUUUAAUAAAGCAUUAAAAACUUGGCCAUCCCUGUCCCCCAGAAUUGCAGGAAGGGCUCGUGGAGGUGGGGGAAAGGGAAUUUCAGCCCCUCCAGGCACGGAGGCUCCAUCAAGGAAGGUUCUACAAUUCAUGUUUCAAUACAUCCCACGGGGUUUUCUCUCUCUUUGCUCUUCUGUGCCAGGAGCACAAAGGAAAUAAUUUUGUGGAUAUCACGGUGAGUUCCCCCUUGGAUGGGUGCUGAGAGCACACAGUGAGGAGCAGGGGACCUGCUCCGUGUCUUUUACCCUGCUCCUCGUAAUCCCUGAUGGGUUUGACA